Messenger RNA from Aureobasidium pullulans EXF-150, 465 nucleotides. RefSeq lists its product as uncharacterized. Lineage: Eukaryota; Fungi; Ascomycota; Dothideomycetes; Dothideales; Saccotheciaceae. Bases 1 to 465 code for a protein of 154 amino acids. The record is from RefSeq and is a predicted model, not a curated record. The transcript has 2 exons.
AUGUUCCAAUCACUGAAGGACCGCUCCUCGUUUGGAGGCUACAUACGAUUCGCUCUCCGCAUCUUGCAAUUCAUCCUCGCCAUCACUGUCAUUGGGCUCUAUGGCUACGAUCUGGAUAAUGCACGAAAGGCGCGUGUUGCUGCCGACCCCAAAUGGACCUUUGCAGUCGUUGUGGGCGCACUGUCCGCCCUCUCGGUCUUCAUCUACCUUUUCAAAUUUUCAUUACGCUUCUUCUGGGACGCUAUCAUGCUUAUCCUCUGGGCAAUAGUAUUCGGCAUUUUUGGAAAGCUUUUCAUCAACUUCCAUCCCACUCCUAGACAGGGUGGUCAAAUCAGAAUGAAGAACGCAGUCUGGAUCGACUUGGCGAACAUGAUCCUCUGGUUCAUCACCUUCGUCUGGAACCUGAUACUGCACUUCACCCGCAUGGACAAAAUGACCCUGCACACCGGAAGAGCAACAGUCUAG